Molecule: messenger RNA, 450 nt
Organism: Halteromyces radiatus
Lineage: Eukaryota; Fungi; Mucoromycota; Mucoromycetes; Mucorales; Cunninghamellaceae
Exons: 1
Coding region: 15-434 (139 amino acids)
Cellular component (GO): mitochondrion
Molecular function (GO): oxidoreductase activity
Source: RefSeq, a predicted model, not a curated record
CCCUCCUCCAUAUCAUGACUAAACUUACUGUUUAUCAUAACCCAAGCUGUUCAAAAUCUCGUAGCGCUGUCAAUACAUUGGAACAAGAAAAACAGCAAGGCGAUACUAAAUUAUAUGAAUUGGAAAUAUGCAAGUACAAAACGGAUCCUCCAAGCAAAGAAGUGUUAAAGACUCUGGCAGAAUAUUUAGGCUUGAUGAAGAAGGAGGCGGCAACACGACCAUGGGAUGUUUUAUUACGACCUGAAGCAAAGAAGAAGGCAUCAUCGUGGGAAGAAACAUGGGAUAUGUUAGAACAAGACCCUGCUUUGUUAGAACGACCUUUUGUGAUUGAUUGGGAUUUGAAAAAAGCUGCUAUUGGACGAACUGUUCCUGGUCAUCCGGAUUUACUUAGUGUGGAUAGUCUUAUCAAUGAACAUAUUAAUAAUAAAAUCUGAUUUUUUUUUAUUGUGA